This is a messenger RNA of Drosophila bipectinata, 699 nucleotides long. Its product is annotated as small ribosomal subunit protein uS11A. The record is from RefSeq and is a predicted model, not a curated record. Gene Ontology annotation, molecular function: structural constituent of ribosome. NCBI's taxonomy places the organism in Eukaryota, Metazoa, Arthropoda, Insecta, Diptera, Drosophilidae. Gene Ontology annotation, cellular component: ribosome; cytosolic small ribosomal subunit. Gene Ontology annotation, biological process: ribosomal small subunit assembly; translation.
UGUCUAUCGUUGAGACGUACCAUCCCUGGCACUUUGACAGCUACGACAGCCUUCUUUUUUGACAUCCGGUUCACGCAAGUGUUUCUGAUCCGCAAACUACCCUACAAUGGCUCCCAGGAAGGCUAAAGUUCAGAAGGAAGAGGUCCAGGUCCAGCUGGGACCCCAGGUUCGCGACGGUGAGAUUGUCUUCGGCGUGGCCCACAUCUACGCCAGCUUCAACGACACCUUCGUCCAUGUUACGGAUCUGUCUGGUCGUGAGACCAUUGCCCGUGUCACUGGUGGCAUGAAGGUCAAGGCCGAUCGUGAUGAGGCUUCGCCCUACGCCGCUAUGUUGGCUGCUCAGGAUGUGGCUGAGAAGUGCAAGACUCUGGGCAUCACCGCUCUGCACAUCAAACUGCGUGCCACCGGUGGUAACAAGACCAAGACCCCCGGACCCGGUGCCCAGUCCGCUCUGCGUGCUCUGGCCCGUUCUUCCAUGAAGAUCGGACGCAUCGAGGAUGUGACUCCCAUCCCAUCCGACUCCACCCGCAGGAAGGGCGGUCGCCGUGGUCGUCGUCUGUAAAUGGAAUCCAGUGCUUUCGAUCUGCUGGACUCUGUUAACAAUUCAAAAUGUUGCAUUUGUGUAUAUGACCAUAAACAUGUUUGGCUUUUGUGCAUGAAUUCACUUUAAUAAACCAGGAAAAGAUGAUGUAAAUGCUA